Molecule: messenger RNA, 909 nt
Organism: Iphiclides podalirius (scarce swallowtail)
Lineage: Eukaryota; Metazoa; Arthropoda; Insecta; Lepidoptera; Papilionidae
Source: the annotation of a GenBank genome assembly
AUGACAGAUAAAGAAGAUGUUUCCAAAAAACCCGCUACUGAGCCAAUAGAUGACGAAGCUCUAGAGAAACUAGCUGUAGAAGAAUUACUGCGGGAGGCUGUACAAGGAGCUGCGCGGGCAGAAAUUGUCGGCCCUUCAGGAUUGAUUUUUGAACUUUAUGAUGCUGUGGUUCCAUACCAUCAUGAGAAUUACCUUCAGACAAUACCACAGUAUGUUGCUUUGUUCCACAACAACUGUAUGUUCCUUGCGCACCACCUUCAGACAAUUGGCGAUAAAUGGCUGACACUCAUGGAGGGUAGGCAGGUUGACUAUCCAAUCAGCUUUAUCGACCUGGUACCGAAACUACGCGAACUGGGUUAUCGGCAUCUAACCAUGCAAAUGCAGCAGCAAAGGAAGCAAAUCCUGGAUAACAUCCGUUCCUCAGAUUUGAACUGCAUUGUGGUGAAGGACAUACUUGAUGAAAAUGCAGAAGCAGCUAUAAGGCAAUGCCUGCGACAAUUACAUCUCCUUAAAAAUGUUUGGAUAGGGGUGUUCCCGAGUAAUGUCUUCAUAAGAUUGAUGACCACGCUUAUCAAUAUGUUCAUUGAGGAGCUAAUCCAUCGAGUGUGUACUGUGGAGGAUAUUUCAAUGGCAAUGGCAACACAGCUCAACGAAAUGUACUCUCUCGUCAUACAGAAAGUACCCCAACUUUACCCGAAUCCAGCCCACGUGGGUAAAUACGUCAAACCUUGGGUUAAACUACAAGAACUCAUUUUCGUUUUGGGCGGCUCCCUCAAGGACAUCGAGCAACACUGGAACGACGGCAACGGACCGCUUGCUAAACACUUCACUACGGAAGAGCUGCGUAGUCUUAUUAAGGCACUAUUUCAGAAUACACAAUUUCGUGCUAAUUUACUCUCUAAAAUUAAG